CCCAUGGCGGGCAGCGAUGUGGCGAGUGAAGGGCCAUCGCCGAGAGGCGGCGCGACCCGGAGACCCGGGGCCACCGGCGGGCUGCGUAGCCAAGAGGCUGCCAGCUGCCCUGAGCCGCUGUCCGCUGCUGAAGCUCCGGUCGAGCGUGGAGCGCUGCCCGCCUGGAUGCGCCUCUACUUCUACGGGAUGCAUGGCAUCACCCUGGACGUGCUGGUGUCCUCUGCCAGGCGCUUCGCCCGCAGCCUGGAUCUGCGGAUGCUGGGCUUCUCUUCGCCCUACCGCUGCCUCCUGCACUCGCUCACCCACUUCGCCCUGGAGCAACUCUACCUGCAGCGGCCGCGCUGCCCCAGCUCCUUCCUCUUCAAUUUCCUGCUCUACCCCUCUGCGCACGUCGGGCUGCAGACCCUGGCGGGCCAAGCGCUACGGCUCAGCCUAGGCGGCGGGCCGGGGGGCGCGGCGGCGCCGGGGGUGCUCGACCUGGCGCUGCAGUACGUGCUCGCGCUCUACCACGGCCAAGUGUUCCUGAAGCGCUUCCUGUGUUUGCGGUACCCACGGCGACGCGAGCGGCGAACCAGGGACACGCUACCUGCAGCCCGGGACUCCCAGAUCCUUUGGGAGGCUGGUGGCCAGCGACAUGGAUCCCGUGGGACCGCAAGGGGCACAGAACGAUCUCCUACCCAGGGACUGCCCGACCUCCUCCGCUUCCUUUUCUUCGGAAUGCACGGCUUUCUGGAUGAGAUCUUCUUUACCUUCUUCUUCAAUGUGCUGGGGCAGGGGGACGGGGCCAGCAGUGGUCACACAUCCCUCUGGUCUUUCUUUAUGUAUGGAAGUUGUAGUUUCGUGGUGGAAAAACUCUACUUCCACCUUUACUACAGCCGUGGCUGGGGCACGUGGAAGCGGGUGCCCAUCUAUGUGAUCUUCAUCUAUGCGUGGGAGUUUUCCUGGGGUCUGGGACUUCGUAUGUGCGGGGCCUGUUCCUGGGACUAUUCUCACUAUCCGCUUAAUUUCAUGGGCCUCAUCACCUUGAUGUAUUUACCCGGUUGGCUGUUUCUUAGUGUGUACCAGGACCUGCUGUCCAACGUGUUGUGGCGGGUGCAGUAUGUCCCAACGAACUAAGAUUAGGGGGGGAAAGAGGAAGAAAAGAAAGUAUCAGAAUCUGAAAAAUGAUGCAAUUUAUUUUUACACAUUUUAAAUAAGGUGGUUUUGCUUUCCGUCUUUUAAUUUUUAUACACUUUACUAAACUCUUCCAACAUAUACUUGACAUUUUAGUUGUCUGGACUGCUUGGAAUCUAUAUGUAAAGUUCAAUACUUUGAAAUGUUACUCAAAAAUAACUCAGAAUAUUUACAUCAUCAACAAUUUAAACUUUACGAGGCCAAACAGCAAAACCACUAACCUUAACAUCAGGAACAGGCAGUAUUCACUUGACCUCGAUUUUUCUGUUCUUCUAUAGAGGUUUCCAGACUAGAGAACAGUGACUUCUACAAGUUUCUGACAUAGUGAUCUGUUUACUUUCUUUUCAAUGCAAUUUCAUUUUACCUUCUUGUCAUGUUUGCCAGUGGCGGCUGAAACUCCACUGUCUCGUACUUCAGAAACUUCAGUCCAUAGCUAUAAAGUGCCUCUGUCCAGCAUACAGGUGAGAAGAAGCUGACAAGUGCGCAAAAGGCCGUGAACUCACUUUGACAAGAGGGAGUCCUUUCUGUGAACCCCAACAAGUGAUACUGUGUUGAGGUAUUUGAUCACCAUCUUGGAAAUGAUUGCUUUCCAAUGUUGGCUAGCCUUAAAAAUGAUGCAUGGUAACAUUAAUCAGACCAUGGUGUUAUCGAAACUUUUGUAACUGUGCAAUAAUUUUACUAUUUACCCUAUAUGUCCCAAGACCGAGUGAAAUUAGACCACCUCCAAGAGUGUUCUCACUCCAAGGACCCUUUUUCUACACAGUCUCAAAUAUAAAAACAAUACUUUGGAAUAAAAUGAAUCUGAGUUCUCCCUCUAAUUAUAUCAGGCCUAAUUGGUUUCUCUACUUACUGAUAGGUUUUCUCCAUAUUUCUCCCACAGUUCCCCAGCCCCUUUUCUUUCUCCCAGACCCAGAAUUUGGGGUCAAGCUGAUGCAGUAAUGCACCGUAUAAAUCUAUGAUAGCUUUUUGACAGUUUAUGAUUAAUUAAUGUCUAAAAGCUUCAAAGUUAAAUGAGAUGAUGGAAGUCAUUCUAAGAAAUGAUACCUAAUUGAUUAAUAAUGUACUCUGAGGGUGUUUGUUGUUUUAUUGUAUUCAGAAGAGCAAGUGGGACCGAGUGCAGCUCAGCCAAGGAUGACUAAUAACUCUCAGCUUUCAGUACAAAGAUAAUUAGGAAAACUUAGAACGUUUCUUAAUGAGUUUAAAUCUUCCACUUGCCUGUACUGUUAAAAAAAAAAAAAGGAUGUUUUUUGUGUCGAGAAAAAAAAGUUGCUAUGAAAAUAGAAGAGAAUGUGUAUUUACAUGUGAUGUGAGACACAGUUCUGAUAGUGUUAUAUCCAUCCAUCCCCUGAGCUAAAUUAUAAGUAAUGUUAUAUAGUCAACCGUGCCUGACAUGGGUGAUGGCCAACUAAUUCUUUUCGUCAGGCAGAAGUUAAAAGGCUUUAUGUCUACCAAAGGUUUCUAGUAAGUUUUUUGUUUGUUUUUUAAUGACAGCUCGUCACAAGUCAAAGGUUUCUGAAAAUGCUUGAGGCGGGGAGCUAGGUAGAGACAUUUAUGCUAGAAGCUGGGCAAGGUAUUUGUACUUCAAACAUGACACACAUAUGGGAGUCUGAGUUUAGUGUGUCAGGGCUGCACAUUCCAUAAUCCUGGGAAGACCUAGUCAGGGCCAUGGCUGCUUAAAUGCUUAUUAAAUUAUCCGUACUCGCCUCCUGCAUCUGCUGCUCUCAGAGCCACAGAGGAGCCACUAGACUUCUCUGACUCAGAAAGCCCUGGUGUAGGAACACAAGCGACUUCAGUCUCCUUUUAAUACUACCCCCAUCAAAAGGACAGAGCAAAGUUUUCACUCCUUACACUUGUUUAAGUAAUAGUUCCCACACACUAUCCAGAACCAUGUGGACACAGCAGUGAACCACCAGACAAAUCUCUGUCCUUAUAAAGUUGGCAAUCUACUGUUUUGAUUUAUUUGAAAUUAUUCUCUUGUGCUGUUGUUAUUGUUCAAGAAUGUUGAUUUGGUGGUGGGUGUUGAGUAGCUGGAGUUGUAACUCUCAUCAGUCCUGUCCCAGGAAUAUGACAACCCAUCAUUCCUAAAACUUAACCCAACUAACAGUCCCUCUGCCAGUUCUGCACAAUGCUAGUUGUGUAUUCCAGAAAUGAUUAGCCCGUCUGGUAACUCAGUGUUUGUUUUAGGGCUUCUCAUUUUGUGUUCACCCUACUUCUUAAAGGAGACAUUUUGCUAUGAUCUUCGAACCUUUAGGAAAAGAAAAAAAUCAGAUCAUAUAACUUUGUUACUGUUAGUAGUUUAGAGGUGGAUAUGAUAAGACAGUAUGAUAGUUAAUAUUUAAAAAGCAUUUGCUAUCUGACAAAACUUCCCUAAAGUGUUCAUGUAUAUAUAUUAUAUAGAUAUCAAAUUAAGAACACAUUCUUAUAUACUAUGCCUUAAGUGAAUAUACAGUAUAUAUUUUAAGUACAUAUUCAUAUAUGUGUAUAUAUUCACUUAAACUUGUAACAACCCUGCUUUUAUAGAUGAAGGCAAUAAAAACUGAAGCCCAAAUAGAUUCAAUAACUACCCAAAAUACAUAGCUUUUGAGCACUUGUAUUUGAAUUAAUGGAUGCUGGACUCCUCGCUCUGUUUUUAACAGCAGCUUGACUGUGCCUCAGUCUAACGGCCUCAGCUAUGUAGACCUUACCCAGACUAUGCGUCCCUUGACUGUUAGAGAUGCACAGACAACUGCAUAGAAGGCAGACAUUGUUUGCAAAAAGGCUCAUGUUGCUUUUUUAUUAUAUGGUACCUAACAAAUUAAUGUCAGCAUAAAUAACUGACAUUCAGCCUUCUUUUACAUUUAAAUAUAAUGCCUUCAUAUUUAAUCAGUGCUCUGAAGGGAAGCUCAUCUUAUAAGCUAAAAUUAUCCACAACAUAAAAAGUGUAAAACUAAUAUGCUAAUAUGCAAAGUAGGUCAUAUCACAAGGUAUGAAUAGACAUAAAAUUGAUCACUGUUAUAUAUUAAAUAUUGUACGUAAAGCAGAGAUCAUUGUAAGAACUAAACAUUCAAAGUAAGAAAAUGUUUAACCAGCUGUGGUGGUACGCAACUAUAAUCCUAGUACAGAAGAUCUUGCGGCAGAAGGAUUGCAGAUUUGAGGUUACUCUAGGGCAUAUGAUGAUAUCCUGUCUUUUAAAAGGACCUAUUUUUACAAAAACAUUUAUUCUGAAUUCUACCGAGAAUAUACACUCUUAAAGGGAAAACAUAAAAGUAACAAGUGUGCUUAAUAUAUAUGAUGUUGAGAUUUUCUUUUUAGAAGUACUUGAAAUUUUAAAUCAAUUCUAUUGAUUUCUGUGAAUCUAAAGAGGAAUAUAAGCUCUUGAAUUUUCAUGUCAACAAUAAAUACAGAAGUCCAGAUAUCAAAGAAACUCUCCAAUAAAGUUGCUAACACAUUGCAUUACGUUAAGCAUUUCCAUUAUUCCGUGUACUUUAUUCUGUUGCUUUUUAAUAAUUGACAGUUCACACUGCAACUUGACAAGACACAGAGUUUGGAAAGAUAUGCCCUGUUUUGUUGGCUAAUUCUAACUUCUAACAAAAAAAAAAUUAUAAAGGAAUUUUUAUUACUUUGAAAUAGUCUCAGUCAGCUUGGGAGCCCUGUUUCUGUUUCAGAAGGAAGGAAGUGGCUUUUGUGGACGGGUCUGUCUCAUCUUCCACUCUCAAGGUUCAUCAAACAUCUGCAUGUCUAUUCUGAAGCUAGGGUGCAUUCAUCAAAUACUUAGUACCGAGGAGCAAUGAAAUAUCUGCCACUGUAAUAAAGCCGGGGUUGCCAUAUAUCCAAAGACAUUGUAACUCUUUACCUUUUCAAUUAAUUUAGAGUCCAUGAUAGUGCUUACUAGAGGUAAGCCUUUUCUUUACCUAAGGGAAGUAAAUAAAUAAAUAAUAAAUAAAUAAAUGAAUAAACAAACAAACAUUGUCCCUUCGCUUCCCUUCAUAGGACACAUGAACACCUACUUUGUGGUGUCAUGAGAGGUGGCAGUCAGAGGAGGUUCUGUUGUGUUGCCAGGACUUUUGUUUUCUUCUAGUAGAGUUGCUUGCAGAGGAAGGAACAAAAGUGGUGAUUGUCUGUGUAUCUAAUGGAACCUAUUCAUUAGAGCCGGCUUCAUUCAGCUUCUCACACCAUAGCAGCAGGCCAUCACUCAGGGGGUUAAUUCCAGUCACAAGCAACCCAGAUUGCCAAACACUCUAUGGUGUGUGGAGAGGGAGAGGCUGCUGGUAAAAACAAGUUUCUCAUAAAGUACGAAAAAUAUAAAUAUGGAUAAUAUUUGUCUUAAUUUCAAUGUAUGUUUACUAUGAUUAAGAAGAUUUAAACUUUGAAAAAAAAAAACUAUGCCCCUUAAAGCAUUGGGCCUUUUACACAAAGUCCAUUCUCUACCCAUAAAAGAAACAGGCUUCCGAAACAUUAGG
This is a messenger RNA of Apodemus sylvaticus (European woodmouse), 5612 nucleotides long. RefSeq names its product transmembrane protein 229A (gene Tmem229a). The record is from RefSeq and is a predicted model, not a curated record. The coding region runs from base 4 to 1116 and encodes 370 amino acids. Lineage: Eukaryota; Metazoa; Chordata; Mammalia; Rodentia; Muridae. The transcript has a single exon.